Lodderomyces parapsilosis is the source of this 1020-nucleotide messenger RNA. RefSeq lists its product as uncharacterized. The record is from RefSeq and is a predicted model, not a curated record. The transcript has a single exon. Lineage: Eukaryota; Fungi; Ascomycota; Pichiomycetes; Serinales; Debaryomycetaceae. The coding region runs from base 1 to 1020 and encodes 339 amino acids.
AUGCCACCAGUUCCAAGCAAUUCAUUGACAAGCUCCUCUAUUGCUACCACCCCGUUUAACUCAAACAAGCUUGUGGAAAACAACUACAAACUAGCACUAAAGCAAUUUAUCAAUAAGAAUUUCAUUGGCUCAUUCAAGCUAAUUCAUGAUGUCUACUACACUUCAUUCAACGAGUACAAACAAGGGACAAUUUCCGAAGACUUGUUGAUCAAAAUCAUCAAUUUGUACCUUGUUGUCGUUGGAGUAUGUUUGAAAAACCGCCAUCUCGAUCAAGCACUGGCCAAUGCCGCCAGAAACUCAUUUACUAGUAAUGAAAUUAUCAACCAAAUCAAGUCUAUAUGGCUUGAAUUGGAUAUCCCCUUGGAGAUCAAGUACAAUAUGCAACUCGUGUACAUUUCCAACCCAAAAGACUUGAUCAACGAUGAAGAUUCCUAUUUGCGCAACUUGAAGAAAUGGUACAUAAACAUUGACACCAAUGAUAAAUUUGGAUCGAAAUUGCUUGACUUGGUCAAAUUUGAAAUCCUACCUCACUUCAACCAAUACGAUGAAAGUGAAAGAUUAAUUGGUGACGAUGAAUCCGAGUUGGCAAAAUUGCACAAGAUCAAAAAUGAAAAGGACGAGUAUUUGAAAAAAGUGAAACAAGAUCAAAUUCAAGCCGAGAAAGUAGCCAAGGAAGCUCAAGAGAAACAAGAAGCUGAAGCUAGGCAAAAGCGCAAAGAACUGAAUUUGAAAUAUAGUUCCAUUAAGGAGAUUGUCAACAAUUACAAGCAGGAAGAUAGUAGAGCGGCAGCAUCGGUAAAAGAUUUGAAUCGUCGUCAUCAACAAUCACAAUCGCAAAACUUGCAGGAGAAAUUGGCUUAUGUUUUGAGAAUCACAAAGAAUUACCUUGCUCGAAACUCAUUGGUGUUGGUUGUGUUGAUUGUUUUGAUUUUGGGGUCAAGUCGAUACUUGAGAAAUGCAAAUGUUAGAGAAAAGAUUGUCGAUACGGUUAAGAUGGCGUUUAAGUUCACUUACGUAUAA